AUGCUCAAUCGCCGCUAUCUCGCCUUGAUCCCGCUCUGGCUACAGGCUUCCCUGCCUGUAACAGCCCAGGAGUAUACGGAGAAAGUCUGGGGAGUGUUUGCGUACACUAUACAUGGAGAUAGUACCCCCAAUGUUCUAGCAGAGGCUCGCCCCAGAUUCCUAUCAGACUAUGGAGCGAAUCAGCUUGCGGCCGCCGGGGCAGCCUUUCGUGACCGCUACUUGUCGUCUGGUGGAAGCAUCAAUGUCUCCGAUUCCGCGAUUCAAUACAUCUCUGCAAGUGUUCUAGACUCGAAGGAUGUCAGUAUAUUCUCGACGACGGACCAAUUCGUCAUUGCAUCGACGCAAGCGUUCAUGCAAGGUCUAUACCCGCCACUUGGGCAAUCGGGAAUGGCUCCCUCGGAUACCGGGGGCAAUAGCUCUUCUGACGUGUCCCCACUUGACGGAUACCAGUAUCCUCAGAUUGUUACGCUCGGGAAUGGUGAUCCGCAGUCUGUCAUGGUGGCAGGGCAAGCGGAUUGUAGCAUGCAUCAAGUGGCCGAAUCCGAGUACCGAACCGGGGACUAUGCACGGGAGAUCACAGAAAUAACGGAUGCAUUCUACGUGAGGCUCUGGCAUGAAGUUCUAUCUGGAGUCUAUGCCGAAUCAUCGGCUACCUACAGUAAUGCGGUCGAUAUCUCCGACUACAUCGAGUACGAGGUGGUGCACAACAGCACUGUCCAAACUCAACUUACCGAGGACGAGAUCAGACAGGCACGCUGGUGGGCCGACCACUAUACCUACGCGACGAAUGGUCAGAGUGAUUCCAGCAGCCAAUCGACAAUUAGUGCCGCCAAUCCUAUUGCAGGCCAAACCUUGGCAACCAGCAUUCUGCGAGCCUUUGAUCUGAACAUCGAGGAAUUCGGGACGGGACAGAAGAUGACCCUCUUGUUCGGCGGUGAUGAGCCCGCUGUAGCCCUAGCGUCCUUGCUGGGUUUAGCGUCAGAGCAACGGCCCAACUUCUAUUCCCGUCCAGUUCGCGGCGCCUCGUUGGUCUUUGAGCUGUAUAGCUAUGAGGCUGACGAAGUGUAUCCGACGUACCCGGGCAUUGACAACUUGUAUGUGCGUUUCUUUAUGCACAAUGGCACCAACGACACCGAUUUUACGUCGUAUCCAAUGCUUGGAUACGGCCCCAGCCACGAAUACAUCCCAUACUCGGAUUUCCGGUCUGAGGUAGAAACGUUUGCCGUACAGUCAACGCAAGAGUGGUGUCUCCGGUGCAAUUCGGCAGCUGUCUUCUGCACGGGGGUCUUGGAUAACAGUGGAUCCAACUCCUCCAAGAAGAAGAAAGGAAUGGCUCCAGCCGUGGCUGGUGUAAUUGGGGCUGUGGUAACUCUCGCGGUUAUCGGGUUGCUCGCCGCCUUGGGAUUCUUCAUCUGGAGUAGGCGCAAGCGUCAGGGUAACCACAAACCAAGCCUUGGAGGGUUCAAGGGAACUGGCAAGCUUGCGAGUGACACUGAUGUCACGUUCAGAAGCCCUAUGUGGGACGCUUCCAAGUCUGCACAUGCGGAGCAGAACGAUGACAUCGCUGGCGGUGUUGUCGUGCGUGGACACGAGAGAUUGGGUAGCUGGGAGAUGGGCCAGCAGAAGAAGGAGAUUGACGAUGUCGAGUCGGCGAGUCACCGUCACAUGUCGACUCUCGAGGAUGAAAACGAAGACGAAUGGCGCAUCCAUAGCGGCCUUCAACCUGUGAAGAUCCGGGAGAGUGUCUGA
Penicillium cataractarum is the source of this 1749-nucleotide messenger RNA. RefSeq lists its product as uncharacterized. Gene Ontology annotation, molecular function: phosphatase activity. The record is from RefSeq and is a predicted model, not a curated record. Gene Ontology annotation, biological process: dephosphorylation. Lineage: Eukaryota; Fungi; Ascomycota; Eurotiomycetes; Eurotiales; Aspergillaceae. Bases 1 to 1749 code for a protein of 582 amino acids. The transcript has a single exon.